Messenger RNA from Topomyia yanbarensis, 2978 nucleotides. RefSeq lists its product as uncharacterized. Lineage: Eukaryota; Metazoa; Arthropoda; Insecta; Diptera; Culicidae. The record is from RefSeq and is a predicted model, not a curated record. Bases 56 to 2851 code for a protein of 931 amino acids. The transcript is spliced from 3 exons.
AUGUCUUCCAAAUUUUGAGUUAUCUAUCUGCAAGCUCUACAAAUUAUCAAUAAAAAUGAAUGACGAAAUCGUGGAACCGGCUACACGGGCAGUACUGACCCUGGCGGCUACCCUGUUGCUGCAACAAACGAAUGAAACGGAAGACCUGCAUGAAAUUUUGCAGAGAACAAGCAACUCGCUGGUUGAUGGAGGUUGUGAUGUUUCCUGGGAUCGAACGGGAGGUGAAUCGUCCUAUAAAGCAGCAAGACCAGCUCCAGCCAAAUUUGCAAUAUAUCAAGACGAUGAGAAAGAAGGCUCCAGACCACGAUUUCGAACUCCAGCGAGACCGCCAAUGCAAGCCCAUGCCGGUUCACCAGUAGCCGAUCGGUCUCACAAAAUUCUCCGAUAUACCGGUAGUUCACCGCAACCUGACGAAGUCCGUCGUAGACGACCCUUGGCUGCGUUGUAUGAGGCUAAACCAGGGAAAUAUAGAAGUUUUUUGACAGUAGAUGCCGGCCCAGCGGAAGGAUAUGACGAUACAACUAUAUCCUUUCGUAAUGUACAGUCGAGCACGAUGAAUCGUCCGAUGUCCUUUGAAGAAGGCAUUUCUCAAGGGGCUGACGGAUCAAUUGAUCAGAUCGAAUCGUCCUAUCGAUUGGUACGUCCUUCUAUGCCCAUACGUCGACGUGGUCAACCGGACACUCCUGAUAUGAAUCGCUCAUAUUUUGCACCGGCACCAACAUCGGUACUAGAAACACCCCUUUCUACUCGCGGGCGAACCAGGACACCGCUUGGAAUUCGUCGUAAGCAACAUCUGAAAAAAAUUCUGAACAAUCAACCGAGCACCAAAUUUGCGAUAUAUCAAGAUGAUGGCGAGGAAGAAUCCUUUAGAAUAGCCCGUCCCUCAAGACCUCCAGUUUUUGAUGAUAAUACCGCCAGAUUGAACCUGGAUCAAUCGUACGUGCCGUCGCAUUUUGCGAAAAGCUCAUACGUCACUCCACCAAUUCCUUCUGCAAGAACAGCUCAAGGUGGAUCGACCGGUCAGGGCGAUAAGUCAUUCCGAUUGGCACGUCCUGCUAGGCCAUUACGACGCCGUGGUCAGCCAGACACUCCCGAUGUGGAUCGUUCGUAUUUUGAACCCAUACGUACUUCGGUACCAGGAACACCACGUUCUGCUCUAGGCCGAAUAGCGACACCACUUGCAAUUCCUCGCAAGCAACAUCCUAAAAAGAGGAUGAGCGUAGAACAAAGAAUAGCCGAUGACCAACAGAGAGUUAAAUUUACGAUAUAUCAGGACAAUGAAGAAGAUUCGUCUUUCCGAAUAGCCCGUCCCGCUAGACCACUUGUUUGCGACGAAAAUGCCGUUAACCUUGAUAGAUCGUUCGUACCUGCACAUUUCGCGCAGGACUCAUACGUUACUCCAAAAAAAGCACCAAUAUCUUCUAGAACACCCGUUCGAGCAACUCCAACACAUGCCUCUCGUUUUAGAGCCCCGUUGGCUACGAUUCGAGAAGAUGAACAUUCCGGUAGAUCGAUCCUUGAUCAGUCGGCCUCGAUUGAUGAGUCCUUCCGCUUGGCACGUCCUUCUGUGCCAGUACGGCGACGUGGUCAGCCGGAUACUCCUGACGUGGAUCGUUCAUAUUUUUCACCUGCGACCACUUCGUUGCCUGGAACACCAAAAACUGCUCGAGGGCGAACAAGGACACCACUUGGAGUUCGUCGCAAGCAGCAUCUAAGGAAGAUUCUGGACGAUGAACAGAGAAUUAUGAGCAAUCAACCGAACGCCCAGUUUGUGAUAUAUCAAGACCGAGAUCCGGAUGAAUCCUUCCAAAUAGCCCGUCCUUCAAAGCCGCUUGUUUUUGAUGAAAAUCGUAUUGCAUCAAACCUAGAUCGAUCGUUCGUGCCGACACAUUUUGCGAAGGACUCAUACGUCACUCCUACGAAACAAAUCAGUCCAAAGCAUCGGUCACACGUUCCGUUACAAACGAUUCGAGAAGAUUCCAGAAGUUUUGCACCACCAACGCAUUCCACACCUACGGUAUCACCAAUAAGAACCCCAGCGGUGGAGAAUAUUGAAGCAGUACCAUUUCCGGAUGCGACUCUACUUUCAUUUGCACCAUCACCAGACGGGAUCACUCACCGCUCGACUCGAUCUAAUCCACAAAUUGUGAUCGAUAGUCCCUAUGUUCAUGAUCCAUCUUUUCAAGGUUUACGCUCAAGCACAAUGUAUCGAAGUCGGUUGCAACCUUUGAGAUUUCCAGUUCACCGCCGACAAGAACCAGUGGCAGAUCCCAGAUAUCUCUCUGUCCGGAAUGAAUCGCGAAUCCAUGACGGCAUUGUGCAUGAUCCAUCCUUGCUAGAAUCCGUGGAUGAUAGUCUGCUGAAUCAGAGUCUGAUGCCAUCCUUCCAGGGACUGAAUGAAUGGAGUAGAUCGGAAGCGGAAUCGGGUUUCGCAUCCGGCCCGAGUGAAGUGGAGGAAGAGGAAGCAGUUGGACAUGAUGUAUCCUUUUUCGGUGUACCGGCAAGUACGAUGGAUCAGAGUAGGAUCAAUCGAAGCGUGAUGCCAGCCUACAGAGAACGGCAGGAACGAAGCAGUUUAGAACACGAAUCGGGUUUCAUUUCUGACCGGAGUCGGAUGGAAACUUUUGAAGACAUUGAAGCGGAAUUGCCUCCUCCGGAUCUCGACGCAACGGUAUUCAGUAUACCGGACGCUUCAACGGACAAUGAUGAAACUGUCAGCGAACUGCUCGAUAGAAUUGCGCGUGAAGUGAGAGAAAUGCGAGGCGAUCGAAUCGGGAUCCUGAGAAGGGACUCGGACGACUACGAUUUCUCGACGGGGGAGAUGCAACCGUUACGUCAAAAACACCUGUAAUUAAUCUAUUUUGGAAUUGAGCCAGCGCAGAUUAAAUUUUUAGUCAAUGACAACCGAGAAUGUAACCUCAACUCACUUAUCCGAUGUGCUCAACAAACCAUAAUAAAACACUAAAACUAAGGUUUAU